Ixodes scapularis (black-legged tick) is the source of this 1188-nucleotide messenger RNA. RefSeq lists its product as uncharacterized. Bases 1 to 1188 code for a protein of 395 amino acids. The transcript has a single exon. The record is from RefSeq and is a predicted model, not a curated record. NCBI's taxonomy places the organism in Eukaryota, Metazoa, Arthropoda, Arachnida, Ixodida, Ixodidae.
AUGACAGUCACCACGAAGCACGGCAUGUACGGACCGAGCCCCAUUGCAAGACUUCAAGGUUUUGAUUUGGUUUGGGGCAUAGUGCCCAAUUACAUGCAUUGUGUACUUGAAGGUGUUGCGAAACAACUGACAGAGUUGUGGUUUACAAGCACAGGCGCAGCUUUUUACAUCGGAAACCAGAUGGCUGCUGUAGACCGUAGACUGGCAAUGAUCCGUCCCCCAAAUCUUUUCGCUAGGGCCACACGAUCGGUUAGAGAAAGAGCUCUAUGGAAGGCCAAAGAGUGGAGGUACUGGAUGGUGUACUAUGCUAUGCCUUGCCUUCAUAGCAUACUUCCACACCACUACCUUGCACACUUCACACAUUUGUGUCAGGCAGUGUUUCUGCUGUUACAGAAAAGCGUCCACAGGGAUGACAUCCAAGCUGCUGAAGGGCUUUUGGCACGUUUUCUCCAACAAGUGUCUGCCCUUUAUGGUCAAGGUGCAGAAACCUCUAACAUGCAUCUACUUAUGCAUUUGCCCAAAAGUGUUAUGCAGCUUGGCCCUCUGUGGGCUUCAUCCAUGUUCCCAUUCGAAAGUGCAAAUGGGGCACUUCUGCGCCUUGUAACCGCUGCUAAAGGCGUUCCUCUUCAGGUUGCUGAGAGGUGGGCUAUGAAGCACGCACUGGCACGAUUUGGUGAAAUGACCAAUCUCCCAGCUAACUUUGACCAACUCUUUCUCAUGUUUCUCAACAUUCAGAAUGAUUCCGAGGACGGUGUCCUGGGCGUUCCGCAGGAAGUGUCGUUAACAGCUGCUGUGCAUAGCCUUCUUGAAUGCCAUUUUGGCCAGGUACCUACUCUUGAAAGACAUCUAAGAACAAGAGUAGUGGGGUUCGAAAUCCACAGUCGUGAGUACACGCGCCCUAAGAAGACAUGCACACAAUUUGUAAAAAUGCGAGAUGGUACGUAUUGUGAAAUUCAGGCUAUCUACAAGACUGUAAGGACUGGUGAAAUUUUUUUAGUCUGUAAGAGCCUGAUUCUUGAAGAUUUUGGAACUGGUAGCGUGAAGUACCUACAUAAGUGUAUUGUGCCCCCUAAUGAGGAGAAUUUAGUUCUCUUCUCCUCUGACCAGAUUGAGUGCAUCUGUGUUUUCAUUGAACUUGAAGGUGAAUCUUAUUUGUGCGGCAUGCCCAACUUUUAUGAGAAAGAAUAA